Messenger RNA from Vicia villosa (hairy vetch), 3140 nucleotides. RefSeq names its product protein SMAX1-LIKE 3-like. The coding region runs from base 454 to 2964 and encodes 836 amino acids. The record is from RefSeq and is a predicted model, not a curated record. The transcript is spliced from 3 exons. Lineage: Eukaryota; Viridiplantae; Streptophyta; Magnoliopsida; Fabales; Fabaceae.
AAAGCAAGAAAGAAGGCAAAGCUAAGUUGCCUUUGAUACUGGUCUAAUAGUCCUGCUUGUCAGCACAUGCAAUCCACUUUCUACAACAAAAUCCACUUUGGACCCCAAAUUUAUUACCUCUCCCACAAGAAAAGCACAUCACUCACAUCUUCCAUAUAUUUCACACACCUUACUUCCUCUACACCUCCUCUCUCCUCUUUCUCUCCUCUCUCUCUCUCUCCCUUUAGACCAAACUAUCAUCUAUCUCAUCUUCCAAUAUUCACAAUUUUCAUUCAAUAACACCUAUGAUCAUCAACCCUUCUCCCUUUUAUAUAUUAUCAUCAUAACAAACCCUAGCUUCCAUGUUCCAUCCAUAUAACUAUCUUACUACUCACUCACUCACUAUUGAAUUUUAGCUUCUCUUCUCUUUAUUGCUUUUACUUACCCUAUAAGAAAGUUGAUAAUAUCAUAAAGAUGAGAACAGGAAAUUGUUCUUUGCAACAAGGCUUAACUACAGAUGCUGCAAACAUAGUAAAGCAAGCAAUAACCCUAGCAAAGCGCCGCGGCCAUGCGCAAGUAACACCACUCCAUGUAGCAAACACCAUGCUUAGUGUUACAAAUGGUUUGUUAAGAACAGCUUGUCUUCAAUCUCACUCUCACCCUCUUCAAUGUAAAGCCUUAGAGCUUUGCUUCAACGUCGCGCUCAAUCGCUUGCCAGCGACGACUUCUAGCCCUAUGUUAGGUUCUCAUCAUUCUCAAUCUCAGUAUCCUUCUUUCGCAAAUGCUUUGGUUGCUGCCUUUAAGCGCGCUCAAGCUCAUCAACGCCGUGGAUCGAUUGAGAAUCAGCAGCAACCGCUUUUAACGGUGAAGAUUGAGCUUGAGCAGCUCAUUAUUUCAAUUCUUGAUGAUCCUAGUGUUAGUAGGGUUAUGAGAGAAGCAGGGUUUAAUAGUACUCAAGUGAAAACCAAUGUUGAACAAGCUGUUUCCUUGGAAAACACUUCUUCUAUAAAGGAAAACAAUGAUCAAACUCUCUCUUCUCAAUCUCAAGAGAAAGUUUCCAACAAAGCAUUGGUUUUGGAUCCAACUAGGGUUGAAGAUAUCAACAGUGUUGUUGAGAGUUUAAAGAUGAAUCAAAGAAAAAGUGUUGUUGUUGUAGGAGAGUGUGUGAGUAAUCUUGAAGGUGUAGUUAAAGGAGUGAUGGAAAAAUUUGAGAAAGGAGAAGUUGAUGAGUCACUUAAAGGUGUUAAGUUUGUGUCACUUUCUCUUUGUGACUUUGGCAAUGUUUCAAGGGUACAAGUUGAGGAAAAAGUUGAAGAGCUUAAGAAACUAGCAACAAAGAGUUUUCAUGGAAAAGGGUAUGUUUUGUAUCUUGGAGAUCUUAAAUAUUUGUUUGAUUAUAAAAAGCAACAAGGGAUUAGAGGAUAUUAUUCUUCCAUUGAUCACAUGAUAAUGGAGAUUGGAAAACUUGUUAAUGGUGUUGGAGAAAAUGGAAAGUUUUGGUUGAUGUGUAUUGCUACUUUUCAAGCUUAUAUGAGAUGUAAAAAUGGACAACCAUCACUUGAAACUAUUUGGAAUCUUCAUCCUAUCACUAUUCCUGCUGGAACCUUGAAAUUUAGUCUCAUCACUAACAGUGGUAUAGAAAAUGAGUCAAGAAAUGAAAAAGAUGAGACUAGAACAAGCUGGCUAUUGCAUGAAGGAGUAGGAGAUGAUCAGAUAACUCAAAAACAACAAGAAACUGCUUGUUUUGGAGAACCUUCAAGAAAAAAUGAGACUGAAGUUAGAAGCAGCUUGCAGAGAAUGAGUUCUUUCAAAAGUGAUUCUUCAAGUUCAAGUCUUCCUGCAUGGCUACAACAAUACAAAAAUGAGAAUAAAGGAAUCACCAAUAAUGAUCAGGAGAAUUGUGUUCAAGUGGGAGACCUUUGCAAAAAGUGGAACAACUCUAUGUGUGGUUCAACCCAAACACAAACCUAUCAUUGUGAUGAUAAAAUCCUCACAUUAUCUUCAGCAUCACCUUCUUCAUCCACUUCAGGAUUCUCCUAUGAGCAACAACAAUAUCCAAAUGUGUCACAAAGCGAUCGCGAUCGUUCCGAUCACCAAUUUUGGAUAUCUCAAAUUCAAAGUGGAAGCAAGUUCAAUGAACCUUCUAACCCUAAUUCAACUUCUUCUAGUGAGCUUAUGGAAAUGGAGCAAAUUAACAAGUUCAAAGAGCUCAAUUUAGAGAAUAUGAAAACUCUAUGCAAUGCUUUGGAGAAAAAGGUUCCAUGGCAAAAAGAUAUAAUACCGGAAAUCGCGAGCACGGUUUUGCAAUGUCGAUCCGGUUUGACAAAAAGAAAAGGAAAUUUGAGAAACAUUUAUCAUGAUCCUAAAGAAGAAACAUGGUUGUUUUUCCAAGGUCUUGAUUUGGAAGGUAAAGAGAAAAUAGCAAAAGAAUUAGCUAGGCUUGUGUUUGGAUCUUACAACAAUUUCACUUCAAUAUCAUUAAGUAGUUUUGCUUCAACAAGAGGUGAAUCAAGUGAGGAAAGUAGAAACAAAAGAUCAAGAGAUGAAGCAAGUUGUAGUUUCAUUGAAAGAUUUGGUGAUGCAAUGGCAAAUAACCCUCAUAGGGUUUUUCUAGUUGAAGAUAUAGAGCAAGUUGAUUAUUGUUCACAACUUGGUUUCAAAAGGGCUAUUGAGAAAGGAAGAGUUUUGGAUUCAAAUGGUGAAGAGGUUGGUUUUUGUGAUGCUAUUAUUAUUCUUAGUUGUGAAAGUUUUAGUUCAAGAUCAAGAGUUUGUUCUCCUAUACAAAGAUCCUCUCAAGAAGACAAAGAUGAUAAUGAUGAUGAUGAUGUUAAUGUUGCUACUUUGGAAGAAACAAGUUCUUAUGUUUCUUUGGAUUUGAAUAUUUCUAUUGAUGAUAAUUAUGAGGAGGAUGAUAGGUUAGUUGAUGAAAUUGGGCUGCUUGAAUCCGUAGACAGAAAUAUUCUCUUCAAAAUUCAGGAAUUGUGAAGAAUUUUUUUUCAUGAACACAUAGUCUUUUUCUAGCUAGGAGUUUCUUAAUUUCCUAUGUUCUUCAUCAUGUCUUUGUAUUUCUUAGCCAUUAAUUUUAGUUCCCUUUAAUUUUAUUAUGUAACUAGAUGUAUAUUAGUAGGUAUAUGUACUAUCUCUUUUAUAGGAGUUUGAAA